AUGGGCUGGUGUCCUGGUCAGUGUUACCGUGUGUACCAUGUGCGUUACAGCCAACACGGACCAGGACACCACCCACUCUACCGUCCUCCAGAUUGGUAUCCGCAGCAUGUCACCGUGGUCCAGAAUGAGACAAGCGCUGCCGUUACCUUUAACCUGGCUCCUCAAAACCUGGACAUCAAGAGCUACUUCUCAGUUUGUUAUUUAAAUGUUGUACAAACACAAACCAAAGUGGACAUUACACCGAAUCUGAGCUCUAACAAAACACAUCACACGUAUGAGCUGCACGGGCUCCAAAAGGGACAGAACUACACGUGUGAGAUCGCUGCAGAUGUCAUUGACGCUGUGAGAAAAACAUUUAUCAUUCGAGUUGAGAACAAAGAAUCGGAAGCUCCUCGUUCCAAUGUACCUUUGGCUCUUCUGCUUCCACUGGUCUUGGUUCUUGCUGCUAUAAUCAUAUUCUUAGUGGUUUUUACUUUGACAAAAGCCAAGAUGAAAAUGUUUAAGCUGCACAUUACACCAGAUUCUAAAAUCCUGAAGCAGCAUCUUGAGAGUCAGACCCAAGCAGAGGUUCUACCAUGGCCCAAGACCCAAGCAUCCACUCCCAAGCUGCUGAUCUGCUACAGCGGUUCUGACGGCCCAGCUCACGUUAAAGCAGUCAUGACGUUAGGAGCGUUCAUCCAGCAGCACAUGGCCACACAGGUUUAUCUUGACCUGUGGGAUUCUCUAAGUGUGGCACGGGAGGGCAGUCUGGCUUGGCAUAGUCGACAGAUCCGAGAGUGUGACUUUGUGUUGGUGGUUUGUUCCCCGGGUCUAAGCCACAGUCUCACAACUAGAGAACUCAUUGAAAACCCGGAGGAAGACGAGUCCAGCUGGGAGUCGAGCAACUCCAGUGCAGAGGCAGUUAUCGGUCUGAUUGGGGCUGAAGUCUGCCGUGCUAAAGCCAGGGGCCAGGACCUGUCCAAGUACAUGGCUGCCAUUUUUGAUUACUCAGAAGAAUCCGAUUUCCCCACAGAGCUGAGCCUUGUGUCUCAUUAUAAUCUGACCAGUGACUUUCCUCUGCUCUUCUCUCACCUGCACGGAGUGUCUCUGCAUAGGCCUGGAGGCUACCUGAAGAUCAGCCACAUUUCAGAAGAAGGCUUCACUAAGCUUCCAGCUGGGGCUGCUCUGCAGAUGGCCAUCCGUGACGCUGAGAUAAUGAAGGCAAGAAGACAAGCAGCUGUACAGAACUAG
Messenger RNA from Knipowitschia caucasica, 1230 nucleotides. The record is from the annotation of a GenBank genome assembly. NCBI's taxonomy places the organism in Eukaryota, Metazoa, Chordata, Actinopteri, Gobiiformes, Gobiidae.